ACUCGGUGGUCUGUAACGCUGAGUCUGACACGGGUUAGGUUGCGUUUUAGGCAUAGCGAGACUCGACAACUCGCCCUCCGUAGUAACUUCCGUUGGCUCUACGGUACGCGAACAGGUGGAAUGCGAGUUUUCAGAGACGCUACCUGUGUAAGGGAGAAGCUCUGUCUUUAGUUAGGUGAUGAGACAAGUGGUCAGAGCUAUUAAAAAACAUUGAGAUUAAAAUAACCAAGUAAUAAAUUUAACAACUGCUGAGUGUAAAAUAAAUAGUCAAAAUGGAUUAAGGAGACGACGAAAGAGUGAUACACGGAUGACCGAUUGUUUUAAAUAAAAUACUAAAUUAUAUGGGCCUGAUUAUAACAAAAGUGUAAAAGAAAACAACAUCAAAAUCACC
Geodia barretti is the source of this 391-nucleotide messenger RNA. NCBI's taxonomy places the organism in Eukaryota, Metazoa, Porifera, Demospongiae, Tetractinellida, Geodiidae. The record is from the annotation of a GenBank genome assembly.